This is a messenger RNA of Acaulospora colombiana, 198 nucleotides long. The record is from the annotation of a GenBank genome assembly. NCBI's taxonomy places the organism in Eukaryota, Fungi, Glomeromycota, Glomeromycetes, Diversisporales, Acaulosporaceae.
AAGGAUCAAGAGAAAACUUCAAAGAUGGACAUUGAAUUAGCGGAAAAGAUAGAACAAGGUUUGGUACAAGAAGUCAGACGUUUAAAGGAGAAAGUGAAAGAGCUCGAGGUAAACAAGAUCGAAUUGGAGCGUAAUAUCGAAAUUCUUACUGGACAAGUUCAUCCAAAAGUUGAAGAAGAUUUCAUAAUAGUUGAAUAG